AAAAAAAUAGCCGCAUAAGGGAAAGCAAAGUGAAAAUAAUUACAUUUUUUAUAACAACUAAACGAAGAAGCCAUGCAACGUGGUAAAAUCUCCUUUGGGAAAAUCCAGCUGAAAGUUAACAAAGCGCCCGCCGAGCCAAACCCAAAUGAAGCCGCCAAGGAAGAUGAUGCAAAGGAAUCCCCUGAAACCAGUGGUAGUGGAGGGGGAUUCAAGAAAAUGGACAAGCAGCAGAUGAUUCGCCAGAUCGAGGAUGUGGCUGAGGAUCUGGAGAGCCAGCACCUGAAGGAGGUGAUGGGCAUCAGUGGAUUCGGACGCAAGGCGGCCAAAGUAUUUGACAUCAACGAGCAGAUUGAAAAGGCCAGGAUAACCCGACCGGGAUUAGACAAAAAGAAGGAGGAGUCUAAGGUGGAGGAAGAAGACAAGGAAGCUGGGGAGGAAGGAGACGUAAUAGGUCCCUUACCACCAGCUGCAGCGGCAGAUAAUGACAAUUCCACGAAGGAAACUUCCAAGGGCGAAGAUUCCGAUGAGGACUCCUCCGAUGAGGAUUCAGACGACGAGCAGAGCUUAGUGAAGCGCAUACCCUACACCCACGAAGUGCAGAUGCAGCACGGAUCCCGUGCUGUUCUCGCCCUGGCUGGGGAUCCUUCGGGAGCUCGUUUGGUCUCCGGAUCCAUUGACUACGACAUGUGCUUCUGGGACUUUGCGGGCAUGGACUCCGGAAUGCGCAGUUUCCGGCAGCUGCAGCCUUGCGAAAAUCAUCCCAUACGUUCGCUUCAAUACUCAGUGACCGGCGACAUGAUCCUAGUCAUCUCCGGAAACGCCCAGGCCAAGGUCCUUGACCGGGAUGGCUUCGAGAAGCUGGAGUGCUGCAAGGGCGACCAGUACAUCUCGGACAUGUCGCGUACAAAGGGACACGUGGCGCAGUUAACCUCCGGUUGCUGGCAUCCUUUCAACAGGGAGCAGUUCCUAACCGCAGCACUUGAUGGCACCCUGCGCAUCUGGCAGGGACUAAAGGCCAAGGAGCAGGUGCAGGUGAUCAAGACAAGGGCUCAAGGAGGCCUGCGCACCAAUGCCGCAUCAUGCAACUUCAACAGGGACGCCACCCUAAUUGCAGCCGGAUGUGUAGAUGGCUCCAUUCAGACCUGGGAUACCCGCAAAAUGUAUGUGAACACAACGCACUGCGUUCGAGAUGCUCAUCAAAAGGGCUCCGAGAUCACCUCCAUUGUGUUCUCAUACAUGGGCCAGCAACUGGCCACUCGAAGCAAUGACGAAACCAUGAAGCUGUGGGAUCUGCGGCAGUUUAAGCAGCCGCUCCACACCUGGACGAAUCUGUUCUCCCGCUACGACACCACAGACUGCUGUUUUAGUCCGGACGAUCGGAUCCUGGUCACCGGGGAAUCGCUGCCCAAGGGUCAGACCGAAGCCAACCUGUAUUUCUACAGCACCAAGAGCUACGAUGAAGUACAGCGAAUUCCGGUGUCCAACUCACACGUUGUGAAGACCCUGUGGCACCCGAAACUCAACCAACUGUUCGUGAGUUGCGGUAAUGGCACCAUCAAAUGCUACUAUGACGAACAGCGCAGCAUCCGGGGCGCCAAGUUGUGCGUUGUAAAGACGCAUCGCAAGAGGCAGCCCAUGGAAAUGGUGGGAGUCUCCCAAAUCAUUACACCGCAUGCUCUUCCCCUGUUCAGGCAGGAGAAGUCGCGCACCUCGCGCAAGAGGAUGGAGAAAGCUCGUUUGGACCCGGUCAAGUCCAAGCGCCCGGAUUUGCCCAUCACCAGCGGUCAAGGCGGCCGAGUGGCCAGCUCCGGAGGCACUCUCUCCUCCUAUGUCAUCCGCAAUCUUGGCCUAAGCAAGCGGGUGGACGACGACCAGGAUCCUAGGGAGGCCAUCUUGAAGUACGCAAAGGACGCAGCUGAGAAUCCCUACUGGAUAGCCCCGGCCUACAAGCAGACCCAGCCGAAGGCCAUCUUCUCCGAGAAACUGCCCGGCGAUGAGCCUGCCACCAAGAAGCCCAAAACAGAGGCUGACAAAUAGGAAGUCUGUCUAUUUAUAAGCGCUUAGAAAUGUAAAUAAACUCGU
Molecule: messenger RNA, 2082 nt
Organism: Drosophila subpulchrella
Lineage: Eukaryota; Metazoa; Arthropoda; Insecta; Diptera; Drosophilidae
Product: gastrulation defective protein 1 homolog
Exons: 1
Coding region: 73-2037 (654 amino acids)
Biological process (GO): regulation of DNA double-strand break processing
Cellular component (GO): site of double-strand break; nucleus
Molecular function (GO): protein binding
Source: RefSeq, a predicted model, not a curated record